AUGGCCUAUCCUACCGUCCCCAUUCGCCCGUCUAACGAAACUGUCGUCGCGGCGCGAAUUCAGCACUAUGUUCAUCGUAACUUAAAUCCAGCCUUUGCGCGUUUUCUUGGAAAGGCCAUCGCAUCGAGGCUCGGAAUUAGGGGGAAUGUAGCUAUUAUAUUGCUUGCCGAGAACGGUCAGGUUGUUCAAGCCCGCGAAGAAGAUGUCCCAAUGGUGUUCUCGGCACUUGUGAGCACAGCAUGUAUCCUUGCAAACAUGGCUCCCGUCUGCAGAAUCGGGAACACGCGCAGCACCCUGAAUCACGAUCACGUUUGCUACAACCCGGCUCAGGUCGCCUGA
Molecule: messenger RNA, 339 nt
Organism: Coprinopsis cinerea okayama7#130
Lineage: Eukaryota; Fungi; Basidiomycota; Agaricomycetes; Agaricales; Psathyrellaceae
Exons: 3
Coding region: 1-339 (112 amino acids)
Source: RefSeq, a predicted model, not a curated record